Messenger RNA from Xenopus tropicalis (tropical clawed frog), 512 nucleotides. RefSeq names its product histone H3. The coding region runs from base 43 to 453 and encodes 136 amino acids. NCBI's taxonomy places the organism in Eukaryota, Metazoa, Chordata, Amphibia, Anura, Pipidae. The transcript has a single exon. The record is from RefSeq and is a predicted model, not a curated record.
UUUCAGUUUGAGUGUGUUACUCAGAGAGGUUUUGUAGUUACAAUGGCCCGUACCAAGCAGACCGCCCGUAAAUCCACCGGAGGGAAAGCUCCCCGCAAGCAGUUGGCUACCAAGGCAGCCAGGAAAAGCGCCCCAGCCACCGGCGGAGUCAAGAAACCUCACCGUUACCGGCCCGGCACAGUCGCUCUCCGGGAGAUCCGCCGCUACCAGAAAUCCACCGAGCUGCUCAUCCGCAAGCUGCCUUUCCAGCGCCUGGUCCGGGAGAUCGCUCAGGACUUCAAGACCGACCUGCGCUUCCAGAGCUCAGCCGUCAUGGCUCUGCAGGAGGCCAGCGAGGCUUAUCUGGUCGGUCUCUUUGAGGACACCAACCUGUGCGCCAUCCACGCCAAGAGGGUCACCAUCAUGCCCAAGGACAUCCAGCUGGCCCGCAGGAUCCGAGGCGAGAGGGCUUAGAUCCAACCCGCAGAACCUUCCUCCCCAACAGCACAAAGGCUCUUUUCAGAGCCACCAAA